CUGCCCGGCAGCCGGGCGGCCAUGUUCCAGACGGUGGGUGAGCAUCCGAGCGUCGGCUCCGCCGUGGAGGAGGUGCGCCGGCUGGAGGAGACCGCCGGCCGCACGGUGCGGCUCGGUCGCGACGGCCGCGUGCUCGAGUCGGACGACGAGGAGACUGACGGCGUUGAGCCGGCGGACGACGGCGACGAGGGGCGGCACGUCUGCCCGCACUGCAACACGUCAUUCUCCACCCGUAAGACGCUGUCGCACCACGUGCGUUCUCUGCACUCUUCGACGCGCAUCUACUACCCGUGCUGCUGCUGCUCGGCCGCCUUCAUCAACAUGUUUAGCGUGGAGCGUCACCUGCAGAAAGUGCACAAGAAGAAGCAGGAGGAAAUAGACGUGCUGAAGGAAGGCAUCAAGCAGAAGUCGUUCCACCGGAGCGUGACGGAGGCGCAGGCGUCCGCGCCGCCCGCCAACCCCAACAUGCCGAUGAAGGUGACCUCGUUCGAGUGGAAGUGCCGCCAGUGUAACCGCCGCUACCUCUCGCUGCCGGUCGGCCUGCAACACGUGCAGUCGGUGCACCCGCAGUUCGCGACGGCGCGCGCCGGCCUCGUGCGCGUCUGCCGCAUCAUCCGACAGCCGACCGACGUCGGCGCCGUGUCGACGCGCUCGUCGAGUGGCGCCGUUACGCCUGCCGACGCCGACCGCGCCGCCGCCGCCGAUGACGACGGCGAUGACGACGGCGGCGCGGAAACCGAACCGGAGCCGGCGGGCGGCCGCAUGCUGUUCAACAAGGCCAACCUGCUGAAGCGGCUGUCGGGCGGCGGUGAGCGGUGCGUGUUGUGCCGCAAGGUGUUCACGGGCCACCUGCAGGCGUGCGGCCACUUGCGGCUGCACGACCAGUCACAGAUCGAGGCUUACCUCGGCCAGAAGGUGCGUCUCAUCCGCAAGCGGCGGCCGGCCGACGCGUCGACCGAGGCGCCCGAGGAGGAGUACGAGCUGGGUGAGCCGGCCGCCACCUCGCCGCCCGACUCGGACGGGGACGAGGCCGACGCCGACGCCGAGGCAGACGCCGACGCCGACGCCGACGCCGACGCCGACGCCGACGCCGACGCCAACUCCAACGCGGCGGCGCCGUCCACCAGCGUAGAGGCGCGUGGCUUCUCAGUGCGCAUGGUGCCGGCCGAACGCGUGCGGCGCCGCGACUUUGUGCAUGUCUCUGCCGCCGGCGAGUGCGUGUGCACGCUGUGCGAGGCGCGAUUCGCGCGUUGGCCGGCGGCGCGCGCGCAUAUGGCGCGCCACAGCCGCGCCGAGGUGGAGCGCUAUGUGGCGCGCCACGCGGCGAACGGGCUGGUGGGUGUGCCGGCCGCGCUGUCCGGCCGCGGCUCGCCAGAGGAGGAAGACGACGAUGCCACCAGCGUCGACACGGACAUCGAAGCGGGCGCCAAACUGCUCGUGUCGUGCAAGCUUUGGAGCCCGAGCAAACGGAAGCGCGGCGGGGCGUCGGACGGGGAGGAGCGCCGGAGUGGCGACGAGGACGAGGAUGGCGGCGAGGAAGAUCAGGAGGAGGAGGAGGAUGAGGAUGAGGACGGGGUGGAGGCCGGGCCGCUGUCGUGCGAGCUGGUGGGCGAAGUGGUGGACAAGUGGCAGGCGAUCCGACGCAAGGGCGAGCGGCUGCGCUGCGUCGUUUGCAACAAGACCUUCACCAAGGAGAGCUACGCUGAAACACAUAUGCGCACGGCACACUCGUUCGCCGAGGUGCGCGACUUCCUCAACAGAUGGCACUCCAAGGGCGUGCGCGCACCCCCGCGCUCGGGUGACCCGGACGGCAGGGAGGACGAGGACGAUGACGCCGCCUCGGCGGCCAUGGACAGACGGGAGACGGCGGCGGCCGAGCCGGUCUCGGCUGCGUCGGAAGUGAAGGAGGAAGACCUGCCCCCGCCGCCGCCACAGCCGAAGGGCGUAAAGCGCGCCACGGAGACUGGCGGCACGGCGUCCGCGCCGCCGGCGAAGGCACCCAAGCGGGAUGUGACAGUGCUGAACGUGCCGCGCGUGAAGGCGCCGUCAGAGCGAGGUCCAGUGGUGGGCCCGAUAGGCCCGAACACCAAGAUCCUUAAGAUCUCCCGCUCAGAUCUGCUACAGCGCCGCGACGGCGCGCCAUGCCUCUGCCUCGUGUGCGACCAGGAGUUCGACACGCACGCGGCCGCCUGUGUGCACAUGCGGCAGCACUCAGACAUGGACAUCCGCAACUUCAUCCGUGCGCGCGGCCGCGAGUUUCUGCCGGCGCUAGAGCAGAAGUCCAAGAGCUACGUGCCGAACCUGGUGCGCGCCAACAGCGUCGCUGCUGUCGGCUCCACUGCCGCGGGUGCCCCCGCCGCAUCUCCUGUGAAACCCGCGACGGGCUCCGACGCGGACAAAGCCUCCUCCACGGCUGCCAAGUCUGCUGUGCCGACGGCACCGUCGAGCGAGGCGGCGCGCGCCGGCCGUCGGACCGCUGCCCCAGCUUCCGGCGCGGCCGCCAGCGAGGAGUCGGACAGCGACGACGGCGACGGCGAGGGCCUGCCGCAGGGCUUCCGUCGGGACGAGGCCGUACGCGAGUUCGAGGUGUUUGACAAGGUGCAGCUGCUCAAGCGGCAGGAGGACGGCACCAAGUGCCUGCUGUGCACGCGCGUGUUCAGCAAGCACUCGUCCGCCUGUGGCCACCUCUCGCACCACGGCGUGGCCGAGGUGCAGGCCUGGCGCAACCGCAUGCGCAGCAAGGCGGCCGCGCUGCUCAAACUGGCUAAGCGGCCGGCGGCGGCGGCCGCCGCCGCGAAGACGGCCAAGGCCGUGCUGAAGUUGACCCCGGCGAUGAAGCUGGCGCUGCUGCAGUCGCCGGACGGCUGCAUCACGUCGGGCCGCACUAUCAUGCGCCUGGCGCCAGGUGUGCGGCUGCCGCUGGCUGCUGGCGCGCUGCCCCGCGUGCUGCGGCCCAUCGCGCCGAAAGCGGCGGCCCAGAGGGACAAGGACGGCGGCAAGGGCGAGGCGGGCGGACGGAAGGAAGUGAGGGAGCCCAGGAAACUGUCACCCGAGGCGACGAAACGACUCGGCGAGGCGAGGGGCAGCCCGGCAAGGACGGUGGGUGGCUCGGAAAAGCGCCAGGACUCUCCCGCCAGUGCCAAGAACAACCAGAAGAGGGCACCACUGCUGACGGAGCGACCAGCCGAGCGCGCCGAUUCCAAAGCCGACGCCAAGAAGGCGAGCGAGCCGGCAGCCGCGGCCGCCAGCCGGCUGGUCGCCACCAAGCGAGCUUUCAUCCCGGAGUGCGGCAAGGUGUGCUUGUCGCUCUCGAACCUGCGUCGCCACAUCGCUGGCCACAUCGGCUGGCUUCGCUACGCCUGCCCGCGCUGCGAGUUCCGCGCCUACUCGCGCUACAGCGCCGUCAACCACAUGCGGCGGAUCCACCACAUAGCGCGACAGAAGGCGAGCGCCAUGCUGGAGCGGCAGGCCGCCGCCGAGGCGCCGGCAGCCGAGCAGACGGAGGUGGCAGAGCUGCCGGACGCGGCGGAGCCGGCGGUGCGCAGCGUGCCAGCCCCUCGCACAAAGUCGCUGGCCAGCAUCAUCCACUACAUCCGCGGUGCUGACGCGGCGCCCGGCGGCGGCAGCAGAGGCACCACGACCCAGUCGCCGGCGAAACCGGGGCGGGCCAGCAGCGGGGAACGGUGCGGCUUUGAGCGCUUCCUGGACGCCGAGCAGCACGACUGUAACGAGAACAUCGCGCGGGAGGGCAUGUACAAGGAGGCUGACGCUGAGCCGGGCGGGAAGAACCCGCUUAAUUCGACCGGCAUUGUCAAGCGCGCCGCUCGCGCCGACAACGGACGCACCGCCUCCGCCGACGCGGUCAGCUUCUUCCCGCGCGUGCUGCUCAUGAACAUCGGUCCUCAGAUGGCCCUCUCCGACUCAUCCCAUCUCUGCCCGGCGGGCGGCUUCAGGACGUACUCGUGGGUCAGGCCGGGCCCCGGCGCGCCGUCCUGGGAGUGA
Molecule: messenger RNA, 4002 nt
Organism: Pollicipes pollicipes
Lineage: Eukaryota; Metazoa; Arthropoda; Thecostraca; Pollicipedomorpha; Pollicipedidae
Exons: 10
Coding region: 22-4002 (1326 amino acids)
Source: RefSeq, a predicted model, not a curated record